Messenger RNA from Anoplophora glabripennis (Asian longhorned beetle), 666 nucleotides. RefSeq lists its product as uncharacterized. Gene Ontology annotation, cellular component: nucleus. The coding region runs from base 58 to 666 and encodes 202 amino acids. The record is from RefSeq and is a predicted model, not a curated record. Gene Ontology annotation, molecular function: zinc ion binding. NCBI's taxonomy places the organism in Eukaryota, Metazoa, Arthropoda, Insecta, Coleoptera, Cerambycidae. The transcript is spliced from 3 exons.
GUAGUUUAUAAAGUGGAAAUUGUACUUGAAUUAAAUAUUAAAUAGAAUAUAAUACAAAUGGAGAAAUUCAAGGGAUCAUUCUGCAGGCUAUGCCUCAAUAACGAAAAUGAUGCAAGUUUCAAGAUAAUAGAUGAAACCAUUAAAGAAGUUUUAGACAUUCUUCUCCCGAAAUUAUGGGUAGAAGAAAAUAACUCCAUUAUAUGCAACGUCUGUUGCACGAAACUAUUUGCGGCAUUUCAUUUUAAAGCCAUCUGUAUGGACACCGAGGACAUUAUUUUUCCUUAUAUUAGUUCCAAAGAUACAGCUUCAGUUGAUCUAAGAGAGGUUUACUUGAAGGAAAAGGAUAAAGAACAAUUAGGAAAUAUAUUGCAAGAUGAGAAAAUUUGUCGAUUAUGUAUGCAGAUAGUCUCAUGUGGAUUUACAUCCGUAAAAGAAGUGAAGGCCGACGUAUUUCUUAAUUAUAUUCCACAAGUUAACUUUAUCUCCACGAAAGACCCGGUUAUAUGUUCGAUCUGCCUUGAUUCGUUAAGUACCCACAGUAGCUUUUUAAAGGACUGUUCGGAUAUACAGGAGCAAAUCAGAAAUGUUAGUGACGAAAGAGAAAUUUUCUUUUAUAUUAAAAAUGAACAGAUUGAAAUAAAAUCUGAACAAAUUGAGGAUGGGUAA